Messenger RNA from Ascochyta rabiei, 1266 nucleotides. RefSeq lists its product as uncharacterized. The record is from RefSeq and is a predicted model, not a curated record. Gene Ontology annotation, biological process: proteolysis. Lineage: Eukaryota; Fungi; Ascomycota; Dothideomycetes; Pleosporales; Didymellaceae. The transcript has 2 exons. Bases 1 to 1266 code for a protein of 421 amino acids. Gene Ontology annotation, molecular function: zinc ion binding; metallocarboxypeptidase activity.
AUGAAGUUCCUCGGCGUUACUCUUGCCUCGUUGGGGCUUGCCUCAGCCGCAUCGGUUUCCAACAAGCAGAAGGUCAGCUACGACGAUUGGAAAGUCUUCCGCGUCAAUGGACCCUCCAACACCGCCAAGUUCCAAGAGGUGGUGAACAAGCUGCAGCUCGAUGUGUGGAAGGGCAAGCCGUCAUCUGGUGAUGUAGUCGACGUCUCAGUUGCACCUGAACAGCUCUCAGCAUUCGAGGCUGCCACGAAGGAUUUUGAGACUAAGAUAAUGCACGAGAACUUGGGCGCAUCUAUCUCUGAGGAGAACACUUUCUCUACAUAUGCUGCCGGCGCUGCGCCCAGUGCUACAUGGUUCAACUCAUACCACGCAUUGGCCGAUCACUACCAGUGGAUCUCUGACCUUGCAGCUGCGUACCCCUCAAACUCUGAGGUCAUCUCCGCAGGCAAGUCGCUCGAGGGACGUGACAUCAAGGGCAUCCAUAUCUGGGGUAGCGGCGGCAAGGGCUCCCAGAAGGCAGUCGUUUGGCACAGCACUGUGCACGCCAGAGAAUGGAUUACAACCAUGGUCAACGAGUACGCCGCGUACCAGCUGCUCACCUCCACGGAUGCUACAACUGCCGCCUUCAAGAACAAGUACGACUUCUACAUCUUCCCUGUCGUCAACCCGGACGGCUUCUACUUCUCACAGAACAGCAACCGUCUCUGGAGGAAAAACCGGCAGACUACCCCGACAGCCUCCUGCGUCGGUCGUGACAUCAACAGGAAUUGGCCGCACAAAUCUUGGAGCCAAGCUCAGGGAGCCAGCUCCUCGCCGUGCGAUGAAGACUACAAGGGCCCUGCUGCCGGCGACGGUGUCGAGACCAAAGCGCUGAAGGCUCAGCUUGACAGCCUUGCUGCAGGCAAGGGUAUCCAGCUCUACAUGGACAUCCACUCCUACUCUCAGCUUUGGAUGUACCCCUAUGGCUAUACUUGCUCUGGAACGCUUCCCAACUCUGCCAGCUACGCCAGCCUUACCAAGGGCGCUAUUGCUGCCGUCAAAGCUGUCCAUGGUACAACUUUCACUGGUGGUCCCAUUUGCAACACCAUCUACCAGGUGAGCGGUGACAGUGUCGACUAUGCGAUCGAGAACGCCAAGGCGAAGUACGCAAUGACUGUCGAGCUCCGUGACACUGGUACAUACGGUUUCGUUCUGCCUGCGACCCAGAUUUUGCCUAGCAGUGAGGAGAUGUGGGCUGGUCUGUCUUACUUGUUGAAGAACAUGACUUAA